Molecule: messenger RNA, 7961 nt
Organism: Drosophila kikkawai
Lineage: Eukaryota; Metazoa; Arthropoda; Insecta; Diptera; Drosophilidae
Source: RefSeq, a predicted model, not a curated record
UCAAGCGAUCGAGAACCGGAAUCCGCGUCAGUCGGCGAAUUGCGAGAGCGUGCGUGUGUAUGCGUGUGAGCGUUGUUUGGGACACGGAUAUACGGAAGCGGUUCGCGACCAACACCCCCACAUCCCGCCCCACCAGCCGGUCGUGGUGGCUCGCUGUGCGUUCGAGUGAAAUAAAAUAAAUUAUAGUAUGCAAGGCAUCCGAUAAACGGCAAAGAGCAGAGCAAAGUGUCUGUGUUUGUGUGUGCGGUGCUUUUGUGCGGAGUCGCCACCCCCGUGGAUUAGUGGCACCCUGCUGCAAAUUGCCCACCACUCUCACUGCGUGUGUGUUAGUGUCGAAAAACAACAAUUAACUACAAAUUAACCAUCGAAUUUUCUAAACCGAGCGUUAACGAUAUAUCGCGUGUGUGUUUAAACAGGAGCCAAGGGUGUCUCUCUGUGGACUUUUGCAUAAAAUCGAUAAGCCCAACCCUCCCUUGCCAACUUUACACAACCCGCGGAAGAGCGGAAACCAGGCAUACGAUAUGAAUAUGCCCAACGGACGCCUCAAAUGGCUAAUGCUGUACGCAGCUGUUGCCCUCUUCGCUUUGGCUAGUCAGAGCUCAGCCGCCAAUUCCCCAGAUGCCGACCAGAAAGGACCAGUCUUCCUCAAGGAACCGACCAACCGCAUUGACUUCUCUAACUCAACAGGCGCCGAGAUCGAGUGCAAGUCCAGCGGCAACCCCAUGCCCGAGAUUAUUUGGAUCCGAAGCGACGGCACCGCUGUGGGAGACGUUCCCGGUCUGCGUCAGAUCUCAUCCGAUGGCAAGCUUGUCUUCCCGCCAUUCCGCGCCGAGGAUUACCGCCAGGAGGUGCACGCCCAGGUCUAUGCCUGUUUGGCCCGCAACCAGUUUGGAUCAAUCAUCUCGCGGGAUGUGCACGUGCGAGCCGUUGUCAAUCAGUUCUAUGAGGCAGAGAUUAUGACCGAAUAUGUGAUCCGAGGUAAUGCGGCUGUCCUAAAGUGUUCCAUUCCUUCGUUUGUGGCCGAUUUUGUCCGGGUGGAGUCGUGGAUCGACGAUGAGGGCAACGUCUUGUCCUUCUCAGACAAUUACGACGGUAAAUAUCUCGUACUGCCUUCUGGAGAACUACACAUUCGUGAGGUUGGACCCGAGGAUGGAUACAAGAGCUAUCAGUGCCGAACCAAACAUCGCUUGACAGGAGAGACGAGAUUGAGUGCCACGAAGGGUCGAUUGGUCAUCACAGAACCCAUUGGUGCUAGAGCUCCCACCUUCUCCACCGAUUCUAAUUCGUUUUCGUACACCCGUCCUGUGGGUCAGAGCUUUGCGCUACUCUGCCAGGCUCAGGCGUAUCCAGUCCCAAUCAUGAGGUUAGGAAACUUUACCUCCAUUCAGGCAGUUUUCUUACACUCAACUUCACAUAUACAAUUAUUUACAGAACCCAUUGGCGCUAGGGCCCCCACAUUUUCAACAGAUUCAAAUAUAUUUUCCUAUACAAGACCAGUGGGUCACAGCUUUGCUCUUCUGUGCCAGGCUCAAGCCUAUCCGGUUCCGUUAAUGAGAUGGUACAAGUUCAUCGAAGGCACUACCCGAAAGCAGGCAGUCGUUUUGAAUGAUCGCGUGAAACAGGUUUCCGGCACUCUCAUCAUCAAGGACGCCGUGGUUGAGGACUCCGGCAAGUACCUGUGCGUGGUCAACAACUCCGUGGGAGGCGAGAGCGUAGAGACCGUGCUCACCGUCACCGCCCCACUGUCCGCCAAGAUCGAUCCCCCCACUCAGACCGUUGACUUUGGACGACCCGCUGUAUUCACCUGCCAGUACACCGGAAACCCCAUCAAGACUGUUAGCUGGAUGAAGGACGGCAAGGCCAUUGGUCACAGCGAGCCAGUGCUCCGUAUUGAAUCCGUAAAGAAGGAGGAUAAGGGCAUGUAUCAGUGCUUCGUAAGGAAUGACCAGGAAUCGGCGGAGGCCAGUGCUGAGCUGAAGCUCGGCGGCCGCUUCGAUCCUCCCGUUAUCCGACAGGCUUUCCAGGAAGAGACCAUGGAGCCCGGACCAAGUGUGUUCCUCAAGUGCGUCGCCGGCGGCAACCCCACUCCGGAAAUUUCAUGGGAGCUCGAUGGCAAGAAGAUUGCCAAUAACGAUCGCUAUCAGGUUGGACAGUAUGUGACGGUCAACGGCGAUGUGGUUUCCUAUCUGAAUAUUACCUCGGUCCAUGCCAACGAUGGUGGCCUCUACAAGUGCAUUGCCAAGAGCAAGGUGGGCGUGGCUGAUCACUCUGCCAAGUUGAAUGUCUACGGCCUGCCCUACAUCCGACAAAUGGAGAAGAAGGCCAUCGUGGCUGGAGAGACCCUGAUGGUGACCUGCCCAGUUGCCGGCUACCCUAUUGAUUCUAUUGUCUGGGAGCGAGAUAACCGUGCCCUGCCCAUUAACCGCAAACAGAAGGUCUUCCCCAACGGAACGCUGAUCAUCGAGAACGUUGAGCGCAACUCUGAUCAGGCGACCUACACAUGCGUGGCCAAGAACCAGGAGGGAUACUCCGCCCGCGGCUCUCUGGAAGUGCAAGUCAUGGUUCUGCCCCAAAUUGUGCCCUUCGCCUACGAGGACGUGAUCAACAUGGGCGACUCGAUCGACCUGUUCUGCCAAAUCCAGAAGGGCGACCGCCCCGUCAAGGUUACCUGGAGCUUCGAACGUAGCGCCGGGGACUCCGGCUUCGAGCAGCUGCAGCCGCAGAUGCGCACGAAUCGCAUUAGCGGGAAGACGAGCAUGCUUUCCAUCCCCAGUGCCAGUCCGGCCCACACGGGCCGCUACUCCUGCAUAGCCAGCAAUGCGGCCGGAACGACCACCUAUGGCGUCGAUCUGACAGUAAACGUACCGCCCAGAUGGAUUCUCGAACCCACCGACAAGGCCUUUGCCCAGGGCUCCGACGCAAAGGUUGAGUGCAAGGCUGACGGCUUCCCCAAGCCCCAGGUCACAUGGAAGAAAGCAGUUGGCGAUACCCCCGGAGAGUACAAGGAUCUUAAGAAGAGCGACAAUAUUCGCGUCGAGGAGGGCACUCUGCACAUCGACAACAUCCAGAAGACCAACGAAGGCUACUACCUGUGCGAGGCUAUCAAUGGUAUCGGUUCCGGAUUGUCGGCAGUCAUCAUGAUCAGCGUUCAGGCCCCGCCAGAGUUCACCGAGAAGCUGCGCAACCAGACCGCCCGACGAGGAGAGCCCGCCGUGCUGCAAUGCGAGGCGAAGGGCGAGAAGCCCAUUGGCAUUUUGUGGAACAUGAACAACAUGCGUCUGGACCCCAAGAACGACAACCGUUACACCAUUCGCGAGGAGAUCCUUUCCACUGGAGUUAUGUCUAGUCUGUCUAUCAAACGCACCGAAAGAUCCGACUCCGCCUUGUUCACCUGUGUGGCCACCAAUGCCUUUGGGUCCGACGAUGCCAGCAUAAAUAUGAUUGUCCAGGAAGUGCCCGAGAUGCCCUACGCCCUGAAGGUGCUCGACAAGUCCGGACGCUCCGUGCAACUGAGCUGGGCGCAACCCUACGAUGGCAACUCUCCCCUGGACCGCUACAUUAUCGAGUUUAAGCGCUCCCGCGCUUCCUGGACCGAGAUUGACCGCGUCAUCGUGCCCGGACACACUACCGAAGCUCAGGUGCAGAAGCUAAGUCCCGCCACCACCUACAACAUUCGCAUCGUGGCCGAGAACGCCAUCGGCACCUCGCAGUCCUCCGAAGCGGUCACUAUCAUCACAGCUGAAGAGGCGCCCUCCGGCAAGCCGCAGAACAUCAAGGUUGAGCCCGUGAACCAGACCACCAUGCGCGUCACCUGGAAGCCCCCAGCACGCACCGAAUGGAACGGCGAGAUCCUGGGCUACUACGUCGGCUACAAACUCUCCAACACCAACUCGUCGUAUGUCUUUGAAACCAUUAACUUCAUCACUGAGGAGGGCAAGGAGCACAACCUGGAGCUGCAGAACCUGCGAGUGUACACCCAGUACUCGGUGGUGAUCCAGGCCUUCAACAAGAUCGGAGCUGGACCUUUGAGCGAGGAGGAAAAGCAGUUCACCGCCGAAGGAACUCCCAGCCAACCGCCCAGCGACACUGCCUGCACAACUCUGACCUCCCAGACCAUUCGUGUCAGCUGGGUGAGCCCACCCCUAGAGUCUGCUAACGGAGUGAUCAAGACCUACAAGGUCGUAUACGCCCCCAGCGACGAGUGGUAUGAUGAGACCAAGCGUCACUACAAAAAGACUGCCUCCUCCGACACCGUUCUCCAUGGCCUGAAGAAGUACACUAACUACACGAUGCAAGUGCUGGCCACCACAGCCGGAGGCGAUGGAGUCCGCAGCGUACCCAUCCACUGCCAAACCGAACCCGAUGUUCCCGAAGCACCCACCGAUGUCAAGGCCCUGGUAAUGGGCAAUGCCGCCAUUCUGGUCUCCUGGAGGCCUCCAGCACAGCCCAACGGCAUCAUCACCCAGUAUACCGUAUACUCGAAGGCCGAAGGAGCCGAGACCGAGACAAAGACACAGAAGGUGCCACACUACCAGAUGAGCUUCGAGGCCACCGAACUGGAGAAGAACAAGCCCUACGAGUUCUGGGUGACUGCCAGCACCACCAUCGGCGAGGGACAGCAGUCUAAGAGUAUUGUGGCCAUGCCCAGCGACCAGGUGCCCGCCAAGAUCGCCUCCUUCGACGACACCUUCACCGCUACCUUUAAGGAGGACGCCAAGAUGCCAUGCCUGGCCGUAGGAGCUCCACAACCGGAAAUUACCUGGAAGAUCAAGGGCGUGGAAUUCACUGCCAACGAUCGUAUGCGUCUUCUGCCCGAUGGAUCUCUGCUGAUCAAGUCUGUGAAUCGCCAGGAUGCCGGGGACUACUCCUGCCACGCCGAAAACUCGAUAGCCAAGGACUCGAUCACACACAAGCUCAUUGUGUUAGCCCCGCCCCAGUCGCCCCACGUGACCCUCUCGGCCACCACCACCGAUGCCCUGACCGUCAAGCUGAAGCCCCAUGAAGGAGACACUGCCCCCCUGCACGGAUACACCCUGCACUACAAGCCAGAAUUUGGCGAAUGGGAGACGGCCGAGGUGUCCGUUGACUCGCAGAAACACAAUAUUGAGAGUCUGCUGUGCGGCUCCCGCUAUCAGGUCUAUGCCACAGGAUUCAACAACAUUGGCGCCGGCGAAGCUUCUGAUAUUCUGAACACCCGCACCAAGGGCCAGAAGCCCAAGCUCCCCGAAAAGCCGCGCUUCAUUGAGGUCUCUUCCAACUCCGUGUCGCUGCACUUCAAGGCCUGGAAAGAUGGCGGCUGCCCCAUGUCCCACUUUGUGGUAGAGAGCAAGAAACGUGACCAAAUCGAGUGGAACCAGAUCUCCAACAAUGUGAAGCCCGACAACAACUAUGUGGUCUUGGACCUGGAACCCGCCACCUGGUACAAUCUUCGAAUCACCGCCCACAACUCGGCUGGCUUCACCGUGGCCGAGUACGACUUUGCCACUCUGACCGUCACCGGAGGAACCAUCGCGCCCCUGGAUGACGGCACGGGCCACGGGAACGUGCAUACCCGGAUCCGACUGCCCGCCUGGAUGCCCGAGUGGCUUGACCUGAACUUCAUGGUGCCUCUGAUAGCCACCGUCGUGGUGGUGGCGGUGGGCAUCUGCGUGGUGUGCGUGGCCCUGUCCCGAAGGAGAGCAGACGACAUGCGCGGCGGCCAGAAGGAUGUGUACUACGAUGUAGUUUACAAUCAGACAAUGGGACCCGGCGCCACCCUGGACAAGCGUCGCCCGGACCUGCGGGACGAGCUCGGCUACAUUGCGCCGCCCAACAGGAAGCUGCCCCCCGUACCCGGCUCCAACUACAACACCUGCGACAGGAUUAAGCGAGGUACAGUCAUAAGCCGCGGUGGCCUGCGCUCGAACCACUCGACCUGGGAUCCCCGCCGCAAUCCCAACCUGUACGAGGAGCUGAAGGCGCCGCCAGUGCCCAUGCACGGCAACCACUACGGCCACGCCCACGGCAACGCAGAGUGCCACUACAGGCAUCCAGGCAUGGAAGAUGAAAUCUGCCCCUAUGCCACGUUCCACCUGCUCGGUUUCCGCGAAGAAAUGGAUCCCACGAAGGCCAUGAACUUCCAGACCUUCCCGCACCAGAACGGACACGCCGGCCCCGUUCCCGGCCAUGCCGGUACCAUGCUUCCACCCGGACAUCCCGGCCACGUGCACUCCCGCUCCGGAUCGCAGUCCAUGCCGCGGGCCAAUCGUUACCAGCGCAAGAACAGCCAGGGUGGACAGUCCUCCAUCUAUACACCAGCUCCCGAGUACGACGAUCCCGCCAACUGUGCCGAGGAGGAUCAAUACCGCCGCUACACGCGCGUCAAUUCCCAGGGCGGCAGCCUGUACUCCGGACCCGGUCCGGAAUACGACGAUCCCGCCAACUGCGCCCCAGAGGAGGAUCAGUAUGGAUCGCAGUACGGAGGUCCUUACGGACAGCCCUACGACCACUAUGGCUCACGCGGAUCUAUGGGACGACGCAGCAUUGGUUCUGCUCGGAACCCUGGCAACGGUUCGCCGGAGCCUCCACCACCGCCGCCACGGAACCAUGACAUGAGCAACUCCUCAUUCAACGACUCCAAGGAGAGUAACGAGAUCUCAGAGGCAGAGUGCGACCGCGACCACGGACCACGCGGCAACUACGGAGCAGUGAAGCGAUCCCCACAACCGAAAGAUCAGCGCACCACCGAAGAGAUGCGUAAACUGAUUGAAAGAAACGAAGCCGGCCCAAAACAACUCCAACUCCAACAAACAAAUGGCGCAGGAUUCACAGCCUACGAUACUAUGGCAGUGUAAUUUGUAAGCCCCUCCUGCAUCCGCCGGGCGAGGCAGCUUAGCUUAGUGUUCCGAGGGCAUGGGGUGCGUGGGAGUUGAAUGACACUCAGACACACACAAGUACACACUCAGACAGAUACAGAUCAUCAGUACACAGACAAAGAGGAGGGAGCGAAUAGCGCCCAUAUAGCGCAUAUACCCAUACGAUUAUCCAACUACUUCAAGUAAUUAUUACGUAAAGAAUGCCACUUCGAAAGCAUAUUUACAUUGUCUAUGCAAGCAAACCAAACAUACAUACAAUAUACUAUAUAUAAUUGCAUUCAGAUACGAAUACCUACUAUAAGUGUGUACUAAGGGAAAUUAUUGAAAGCUAUACGAGAAAGCACGAGCGAAAAGAAAACAAGGAAAGAAAAAUCGGAGGAAAAAAACAUACUUAUAUAUUCAACUACGAAUAUUCGAAACUAAUUUUUAAUAAUGUAUUUUAGUUUUAAGAGAUACCUACCAAAAUAUCAGAGGAGACAGCAACUAUGGAGUACUCUUGUGUGUAAAGAGAAGGUCGAUUUCGAACUCUGUUUGUGUAAACUUUUUGCCAUCUAUGCCAGGAGCAGAUAACUCAUCCUUUGCCUAGACUAAGUCAGAGUCAUAAUAUUAACUCGUCUAAUUGAUACAUACAUAUAUAUUUAGUCAAUACGCAUUGUAUAAUUUCUCCCAUUUGGGCAGCGCACACUUGACGUUUCGUUUGCGUUUUGCGUUGAUUUGUGAUGAUUUGUAAUUUGUAGAAUUGUGUGAGUCAUAUAUUUGUAUUCGUCUUAUUCUAUUAUUCGAGCACGCAAUAGUGUUCUAAUUUAAUUUUACAUUAUUUUCUAAUUCGAAAAUGCGCUUCCACGAGAUCAAACCGAAAACUGUUCAAAGCACAAAUCGCAGCCACAUUUGAAUGUAUUAUACAAGAUCCCCAGGACACCCGAGACCACACGGAUACACAACAGUUGCACAAUGUUGUUUAGAGGCCAAUUCUUCUGAUAUUGGAACAAGAGUUAUACGCAUUUGAAGCUUUAAGAGAACGUGAAAAUUGAAAUUGUUUAUUUCAUUUCAUUUGACCUACCUUAAGUUGAUAGUUUGUAAGUUGCUAAAUAUAUGAUUUUGAUUUUA